Messenger RNA from Coffea arabica (coffee), 540 nucleotides. RefSeq names its product protein ALP1-like. The record is from RefSeq and is a predicted model, not a curated record. NCBI's taxonomy places the organism in Eukaryota, Viridiplantae, Streptophyta, Magnoliopsida, Gentianales, Rubiaceae.
AUGAGGUUCGUAUAUGUCAGAGCUGGCUGGGAAGGAAGUGCCCAUGAUAGCCGCGUCUUAUUGGAUGCUCUUUCCAAUCCGGAUGCAGCAUUUCCUGUACCACCGGCUGGAAAAUAUUACGCGGUUGAUGCAGCGUACAGACACAUGCCAGGAUUCAUGGCGCCUUUCAAGAGUGGUCCAGGAGGGAGAUCACAGACUGCACAGAAAGGAUUAUUUAAUCGCCGUCAUUCUUCGGUUCGGAACAUAAUAGAGAGGACGUUUGGGGUAUGGAAAAUGAGAUUCAAAAUUUUGGAUGGACCAAUGAAAAACUAUCCUAUUGAGGCACAGAGAAACAUUGUAGUGGCAUGUUGUGUACUGCACAAUUUCAUUAGGGAGAUGCAGCCAUACGACGUCUACUUGACGGAUGAAGCGAAUAUGGAAGGCACAGAUACCGAAGGAGCUCAAAUGCAACAAUUCCACGUUACUCCAGAAGCAAUCCAUGAUUGGAAGGAAUUACGAAAUGCAAUGGCUGAUCACAUGUACCUUCAUCGAAAUGAGUAG